Messenger RNA from Andrographis paniculata, 1539 nucleotides. RefSeq names its product solanesyl diphosphate synthase 3, chloroplastic/mitochondrial. The coding region runs from base 294 to 1265 and encodes 323 amino acids. NCBI's taxonomy places the organism in Eukaryota, Viridiplantae, Streptophyta, Magnoliopsida, Lamiales, Acanthaceae. Gene Ontology annotation, cellular component: transferase complex. Gene Ontology annotation, molecular function: prenyltransferase activity. The transcript has 12 exons. Gene Ontology annotation, biological process: ubiquinone biosynthetic process; isoprenoid biosynthetic process. The record is from RefSeq and is a predicted model, not a curated record.
AGAUGUUGUACGCAAGGGGGCUGACCCGGAUAGCGAGGUCUUGUUACGGCCGGCGCCGAUGGAUGAACUCUUCAUUAGGAAAUGUCCCCGGCCCCUCGCUCCUCGAGCACUCCAGCCGCCUUCGCUCCCCAGGUCAAUCUUUUCAAGAGUAGGCUUUGGGUUGCAGAGUUAUUUCUUCUUGGGUUUCGAAUGCUGUUAGUACUAUUGGGCAACAGGCUGCAGAUGAGGAGCCACUGGAUCCUUUUUCUCUUGUUUCUGAUGAAUUGUCUACUCUUGCAAAUCGCUUGAGGUCCAUGGUAAUUGCAGAGGUUCCCAAGCUUGCCUCUGCUGCAGAGUAUUUUUUCAAGAUGGGGGUUGAAGGAAAAAGAUUUCGACCCACAGUUCUAUUGUUGAUGGCAACUGCUUUAAAUGUGCCAAUGCAUAGGUCACUUUCUGAGACUGCAGCUGCAACUGAUACCUUGCCUGCUGAACUGCGGUCAAGACAACAAUGUAUAGCUGAGAUCACAGAGAUGAUCCAUGUUGCUAGUCUCCUCCAUGAUGAUGUGUUGGAUGAUGCAGAUACCAGAAGAGGGAUUGGUUCAUUAAAUUUUGUGAUGGGAAAUAAGUUAGCUGUAUUAGCGGGGGAUUUCCUGCUAUCAAGAGCAUGUGUGGCACUGGCCUCAUUAAAAAACACUGAGGUUGUUUCCCUCUUGGCUCAAGCUGUGGAACAUUUAGUUACUGGUGAGACAAUGCAAAUGACAACCACCUCUGAUGAGAGAUUAAGUAUGGAUUACUAUAUGCAGAAGACAUACUACAAAACUGCUUCGUUAAUUUCAAAUAGCUCCAAGGCUAUUGCCGUUCUUGCUGGACAAACAUCAGAAGUUUCAAUGCUGGCUUAUGAAUAUGGAAAAAAUCUGGGGUUAGCUUAUCAGUUAAUUGAUGAUGUACUGGAUUUCACUGGCACAUCAACAUCCCUUGGGAAGGGCUCCUUGUCCGAUAUUCGCCAUGGAAUUAUAACUGCUCCUAUAUUGUUUGCCAUGGAGGAGUACCCUGCGCUGCGAACUGUUGUUGAUCAAGGAUUCGAUGAUUAUGCGAAUGUAGACAUGGCUUUAGAUUUUCUUGGAAAGAGUCAAGGAUUACAGAAGACUAGGGAGUUGGCAGCAAAGCAUGCUAGCCUCGCUUCAGCUGCCAUAGAUUCCUUUCCUGAGAAUUAUGACGAAGAUGUCCAAAGGUCGAGGAGGGCACUUGUAGAAUUAACACAAAGAGUCAUCAACAGAACGAAGUAAGGAUAGUAAAUUAAACUCCUGCGCAGACACAUCAGGAAUCGGAAAAGAUUUCUUGCUUAUUAGCCACGACGAUGGAGAAGUUUUGUUUUUUGUUCAGCAUAUGUUAUUGGGUUAUUCAAUUCAAAGUUAAAAAUAAGUUUCUGCCAGGGAAAACCUCUGCAGUAAGAUAUAUAUAUAUAUAUAUAUAAUACAUAUAUAGAUGCAUAUUUAUGUGCUGGCGUGUAUAAUUCAAUUUAAUUAGGUUUACUUGAAGACUUAGAGGAAUUGAUUGAUC